AGGCACAUCCUUCACGCCGACCUGGACGCUUCCUACGCGGCAGUGGAGCAGUUGGACAAUCCCGACCUGCGGGGGAAGCCGGUCCUGGUCGGGGGGACGUCCGGAAGGCAGAGGAGUGGUGGCCACGGCUUCGUACGAAGCCCGCGUGUUCGGCGUCCAUUCGGCAAUGCCCAUGAAAACGCGGUCCGAUUGUGCCCGCAGGGGAUAAUCGUGCGUCCCCGCUUUCAGCGGUACCGGGAGCUGUCCAAGCAGGUCAUGGACAUUUUCCGCAGCUUCACUCCGCUGGUUGAACCACUGUCCCUGGACGAGGCAUACCUCGAUAUCACAGAGCGAGUGCAAGCUGACAACCGGGCGCCGCUGCGGUGGGCCCUGCGCCUGAAAAGCCAGGUCAGCCUGGAGACGGGGUUGACUGUGUCGGUAGGCGCCGCCACCAGCAAGUCGGUGGCUAAAAUAGCUUCAGACAUCCGCAAGCCCGACGGCCUGGUGGUGGUAGAACCGGGGGACGAGCGGGCGUUUCUGGAACCGCUGGGCCGUGAUAGAUAUGGGGUACUGGCCAAAGACGCGGAGAAGCUCGGCGGGAGUGGGCGGGAUAGAAACGUUGGGCAGUUGGCCCAGCAAACCAAGGAGUGGCACACCCGACAGUUCGGCAAAUCGGCGUCCGCAUCCAGGCCAAGGCCCUGGGUCAGGACCGGGACGAAGUAA
Geodia barretti is the source of this 702-nucleotide messenger RNA. The record is from the annotation of a GenBank genome assembly. NCBI's taxonomy places the organism in Eukaryota, Metazoa, Porifera, Demospongiae, Tetractinellida, Geodiidae.